Elephantulus edwardii (Cape elephant shrew) is the source of this 951-nucleotide messenger RNA. Its product is annotated as olfactory receptor 13A1-like. Lineage: Eukaryota; Metazoa; Chordata; Mammalia; Macroscelidea; Macroscelididae. The record is from RefSeq and is a predicted model, not a curated record. Gene Ontology annotation, cellular component: membrane. Gene Ontology annotation, biological process: G protein-coupled receptor signaling pathway. The coding region runs from base 1 to 951 and encodes 316 amino acids. Gene Ontology annotation, molecular function: olfactory receptor activity; G protein-coupled receptor activity. The transcript has a single exon.
AUGGCAAUGAGCAACCACACAGUAGUGAUGGAGUUUGUCCUGCAGGGCUUCUCAGAAGACCCCCAGCUCCGGUACCUGUUUUUGGUUGUUUUUCUUCUCCUUUACGUGGUGGCCCUUGUGGGAAACAGCCUUAUUGUAGCAGCCAUAAUCUUGUGUCCAGGUUUGCACACCCCCAUGUAUUUCUUCCUUGCCAACUUGGCCAUUUUGGACAUCGUCUGUACAUCUACCGUUCUCCCCAAGCUGCUAGAAGGCCUAGUGGUCCAAGUGGACACAAUUUCCUAUGGGGAAUGUCUGACACAGCUCUUCUUCCUGACUUGGUUCCUGGGGGCCGAGCUACUGCUUCUCACAUCCAUGGCCUUUGACCGCUAUGUGGCCAUCUGCCGACCACUGCACUACAGUGCCAUCAUGAGCUGGCCACUGUGUGUACUACUGGCUGUGGCUGUGUGGACAGUCAGUGCAGUAAGCACAUCUAUACACACAGGCCUCAUGGCACGGCUGACCUUCUGUGGCCCCAAUCAUAUUCAGCACUUCCUAUGUGAGAUCCCCACACUAUUGCUGCUAUCCUGCAGCCCUACAGCUCUCAACAAUGUCAUGAUAGUCAUCGCCGAUGCUUAUUUUGGUGUAGUCAAUUUCAUGCUCACUCUAGCCUCCUAUGGCUUUAUUGUGGCCAGCAUCUUGAGAAUCCGCUCAGCUGAAGGAAAGCGCCGUGCCUUCUCUACCUGCUCCUCCCACCUUAUUGUGGUCACCUUGUACUAUUCUACUGUCAUCUAUACAUACUUCCUUCCUGGAUCAGGUACUUCCAUGGAGAAUGGUAAGCUGGUCUCUGUGUUGUACACAGCCGUCAGCCCUGCCCUGAACCCCCUUAUCUAUAGCCUGAGAAAUAAGGAUGUGAAAGCAGUCCUCCAGAAGGUGAUCCCUUCCUCCUGGAAAGACAAAGAAGAUACCAGGUGA